CACACCCUGGUCACUACUGGAAUUUCGCAACUACCUCAUGCUCCAGCCAUGUUCACACUACCCCAAAGUCUGCUAAGGGAAUCUCAUGCAGCUUAAACAGCGCCGGGAGCGAAACAUGUCCUCGCCGCCCUAGCCCGCUCGCAAGCAUCUGUUUAAAUACCUGUCACUUCCGCUGCUUCCCCGAUGCAAGCGGCUUUUCACUCCCACCAUUCGAUGUGAUCUUCGUUUACCGUCCACCGUCGUAGUUCACGUUCCGCACUACCACACUCGUUGGCCGUCACAAUGUUCCCUUUUCCAUUAGCCUUGUUCCCCAAUUGGAGUUGGUUUUGUAUCUUUUUGGCUCUCUUUUUGUUUCGAUAUGUCAGAUUAUGGGUGAACCUGGCGAGCAACUGGACGUACACACCCAUGAAGCCUGUCGACGACCCUACCAUCACAUCAAAGGACAUGACUGUCAUCAUCCCAACAGUUGCCGAAAACCUGCAACAACUGAAAGAGACGGUUCAAAGCGCAUACCGUCUCGAGCCGUUGAGCCUCCUCCUCGUCACACCCGACUCGCGAGUAAAGCGUGUGUACCAGAUGGUAGAAGAGCUGGGUAGCCCCAAGAUCAUUCAAGUUCUAUCCGUCAGCCAGGCCAACAAGCGUCGACAGCUAUGCCGGGCCAUUCCCGAGGUCGAGACCAAGAUCACGCUUCUACUUGACGACGAUGUAUGGUUACCGGAGAAGUUUACCAAGUGGAUUCUCGCUCCUUUUGAGGACCCAUCUGUCGGGGGUGUUGGAACCAACCAGCAAAUCCGCCGCUUCAACCGCUCCAACAUCUGGGAGUUCCUGGGUGCCAUCUACCUGGUGAGGAGGAACUUUGACUGCACCGCCUGCAACUGGAUAGAUGGUGGCCUGCCGUGCCUGUCUGGACGCGCCGUUGCCUACCGAUCCGAGAUCCUGCAAGACCCCAAUUUUACCUACGGCUUCACGCACGAGACAUGGGGCAGCGAUCACUUUCUUAACGCCGACGACGACAACUUCAUCACGCGAUGGUUGUUCUCACACAACUGGAAGAUCCAGAUGCAAAACCAUCGCGAAUGCGAAGUCGAGACGACGCUCGAGGACGAUUCAAAAUAUCUUCGUCAAUGUCUGCGAUGGGUCCGCUCCAACUGGAGGAGCAAUCUGACUAGCCUGACGGAGGGUUACAUGUGGAUGAACUACCCAUGGUCCCUCUAUGCCGUCUUCCAAACCACGCUUACGCAAUGGGCCUUCCUCCUCGAUUGCGCCCUCUUCGUCUCAGUCUACCUCGCGCUGGCGGAGGCAGGAUACUACGCAGCAGAGGAUGACAAGCAAGCCCAUGCGCAGGACUGGCAGCGCAACCUUUUCUGGGCGCUGUUCCUCGCACACUGGGUCUUCGCGAAGACGAUCAAGCUAAUUCCCCAUUUGUUAAGAAACCCGGGCGACGUCCGCUUCGUCCCGAUCUCGAUUCUUUUCGGCUAUUUUCACAACCUGAUCAAGCUCUACGGCUGCAUCACCGUGACAGAGCUGACGGCUUGCUACCAGACCACAUGGGGUACUCGCGAGGGUGCAGAUGCCGACGACAACAUCAGGAUGUUACCUAUCCCGCCGAUGGCGACAAUUACCCCUCCCUUGACGCCUCCACCAGGCGGACGCGUGCUUCGCGAGCGAGGCGCCGGUUUUCCGAUGAUGAAUUAGACGACGAUUUUUCCCUUUCUGGCCGGCAUUCCAGGCCCCGGCCGCGCGUUUUUGGAUGCAUUAAUGUUAGACGCAUGUCAGUUUGAAGCAUAGCAUCUACCAGUACACGCAUGGUAGAGCAGCGCUGUGUUGUUUCCUACUAUUGAGCGUGGCAGCUCUCGGAUACCAAAAUGGGCCAGGUUGGAUGCAAGGUGUUCAAGGAGUUUACGGCCAUGGUCGAAUUUGCAGCGUCUUUCCACGCGCCGUGUUGGUGAAUACCCAACCAUGUAGUCUACGCAAAAGUCACAACAAAUGACAAUGAUGAUGACCGUUAUUACA
This is a messenger RNA of Alternaria rosae, 2013 nucleotides long. Its product is annotated as nucleotide-diphospho-sugar transferase. NCBI's taxonomy places the organism in Eukaryota, Fungi, Ascomycota, Dothideomycetes, Pleosporales, Pleosporaceae. The record is from RefSeq and is a predicted model, not a curated record. The transcript is spliced from 4 exons. The coding region runs from base 283 to 1695 and encodes 470 amino acids.